AUGGAAGCUGCAGGGCGAUACAGACUGUCGUACGGCGAUCACGACGCGGCGUGGAGGCAGUUUAAACUGGAUCACAAACGAGUCUACAGGUCUGCCAGGGAAGAGCUGGAAAGGUUGGCCAUUUUCAGGGACAACUUAAAACAAAUUGAACGUCAUAACUGGCAUUUUCACCAUGGGCUUGCAACUUAUUGGAUGGGCGUUAACAAAUUCUCAGACUGGACGACAGAAGAACUACGCCGAUUCUCGCCGCCGUUGAACAUGAAUGGGAGUUACGUCGUCAAGGGUCAGCAGGUCAAAGGUUUCGCCACGGCAGCCAGCGUUGAUUGGCGGUCUAAAGGUUAUGUGACAGGGGUCAAGGACCAGGGGCAGUGCGGAUCCUGUUGGGCUUUUAGUGCAACUGGAGCGCUUGAAGGCCAAUGGUUUCGAAAAACUGGGAAGCUUAUCUCCCUGUCCGAACAACAGCUAAUGGACUGUUCCAGAGACUAUUUGAACUUUGGGUGUCGUGGCGGAUUUGUGUUCAUGGCAUACGAAUACCUGAUGAACAGUAAAGGUAUCGAAGGAGAAGACACCUACCCGUACAGAGAACAGGACGAACCGUGUGACUUUAAAGCCCAACAGGUCCAGGCGACGGUGUAUGAUUACGUCGGUGUGUUGCCGCAUAAGAGCGAAGUGGCUCUACAGAAGGCGGUAGAGACAAUAGGGCCUGUCUCCGUGUCCUUUGCCGUGUCCAACAACUUUCGAUACUACAGUGGGGGUGUGUUUACAGACGAUACAUGUAAAACUAUCAACCAUUGCAUGCUUGUUGUCGGGUAUGGCAGUGCAGGAUCGCAGGAUUACUGGAUUGUUAAAAAUAGCUGGGGAAGUGACUGGGGAGAUGAAGGCUACGUCUACGUGGCUCGUAACCGCAGCAACAUGUGCCACAUCGCUACUCUGUCGUUUUAUCCUAAAGUUUAG
Candidula unifasciata is the source of this 954-nucleotide messenger RNA. Lineage: Eukaryota; Metazoa; Mollusca; Gastropoda; Stylommatophora; Geomitridae. The record is from the annotation of a GenBank genome assembly.